AUGGCAAUGAGUGGAUUGUUGGCGUGUGCCCUCAUGGCAGCGCUAGUGGGGGUUGGUUUGACAUCGCCCGUAUCCAAGUCGGAUGGCAACACCAAACAGGUGAAACUGCCACAGCUACUGGCCAGGAGGGAGGCAGUGAGGAAUGCUGCAGAGAACGUCGCUAGGCGGGAGCAAGACACUCAAAUGAGCAUGGCACGGAUGGAGAGGAUGGCGCACCUGUCGGAGGACCAGCGCGAGUUAAUGUCCAAGCAAAUCAUGCAGGCCAUCUCAGAGAUGAUGAACGAGUGUCCGGACCGAGACUACCAAGGAUGGGUAGACUUUGGACGGCGAGGUGCAGAGUAG
Molecule: messenger RNA, 342 nt
Organism: Coregonus clupeaformis (lake whitefish)
Lineage: Eukaryota; Metazoa; Chordata; Actinopteri; Salmoniformes; Salmonidae
Product: gastrin/cholecystokinin-like peptide
Biological process (GO): digestion
Cellular component (GO): axon; extracellular region
Molecular function (GO): neuropeptide hormone activity
Source: RefSeq, a predicted model, not a curated record